This is a messenger RNA of Dipodomys spectabilis (banner-tailed kangaroo rat), 1363 nucleotides long. RefSeq names its product ciliogenesis associated TTC17 interacting protein (gene Catip). NCBI's taxonomy places the organism in Eukaryota, Metazoa, Chordata, Mammalia, Rodentia, Heteromyidae. The record is from RefSeq and is a predicted model, not a curated record. The transcript has 10 exons. The coding region runs from base 38 to 1216 and encodes 392 amino acids. Gene Ontology annotation, biological process: actin filament polymerization; cilium organization.
AUGGAGGCAGCAGACUUCUGGCUGCCAGGCUAAAGACAUGGCUUCUAAAGUUCACUUCCCAGUCAAGGACCAACAGCCCCCAAGCCAGGAGCUUACACCACUCCCAGAGGCCAAUGCAGAAGCCAUCAACUUCCUCAGUUCCCUCAGUAUGGAAGAGCUACAAAUGCUGUUUUUCUCUGAGACUCUGGCUAUCAUUUCGGACACCGGGGAGCCCCAGGGAGAGCUGACCAUACAGGUGGAGAGAGGGAAGUACAAAGACGAACUGGGCAUCAUGUCUCACUGUGUGUUCGUGCACGCCUUUAGCAGAGGCUUCUUGGAUAAAACACUCAGCGGAAACGCGCUCCUGGGCUAUGUCUCCAGGACAUUGGAGCUCAUGGAACAACACAGUCAAGAGUUCAUCAAGUUCCUCAUUUUGCCCAUGGAACAGAAGACGAGUUUACUGAAACAGGAUGACCAGAUUGUCAUAAGGAGAAGUAUCAAGGAGGGCGAGGAAGUGAAGACUGGCACAAGUUCUUUCCCUUGGAAAGCAAUGAAGGGCUUCAUCUCUGAGGCUGCCAACAUGGUGCUGCUGAGGGUGAUGGCCUGGCGGCAUAUGGUGCCCAACAAUGCCCGUUUCCUGGCCUUGGACAGUGAUGGCAAACUCUGCUACUGUACCUAUGAGUCCCUGGGCGUCCAGACCUUCCAGGUGGGCCGCCAGCAGGCCGAAGUGCUCAUCGUGGAGCAGACAGUACACUCGACAGAGGGCAUCCCCAUGGCCUGCCAGUUCUACCUGCUCCCUGACGGGCAUCUGGCUAAGAGAGUCCAGGUGGGCUCCCCGGGGUGUUGCAUCAUCUCCAAGAUGCCCGUCUUGCGGGAGAAGGAUGAGGAUGAGCCGCAGCCGCAGCAGUUUGAGAAGAAGCCCCUGGUGUGGGAGGAGGACCUGGAGCUCUUCUCCAGGUUCCUGGAGCGGAAGGAGGAGCUCCGACUCAGCCACACCAGGUAUCUGCGCCAGCACCCCGAGGCCGAAGCGCUCAUCUCGGAUUUCCUGCUCUUCCUGCUGCUGCGCCAACCCCAAGACGUGGUCACCUUCGCGGCCCAGCACUUCGGCCCCUUCGCCGUGAACCGCCCGCCGUCCCCCAGCCUGCGCUCCUCCCACCGGCCCAGCCCUUUCCGAUCGCUGGACGACUUGUGGGACUCCAGGCUCGCUAGGCAGUCCGGGCAGAGAGCUGGGACCUAGGGCUGGGCCGUCUGGGAGAUGGGACCCGGGCGAGGCACUGAGCUCGCAACCCCCCUGCGGCUUCUGUGUGAAUAAACGGCCCCCCCCCUCUGCUGUGCCUGAAGGGACUGCCCCAGGCUAGGGCCUACGGCCCAAAAUAGAUGAAAA